AAGUUGAGCGUCCGCACUGCUAUUUUAGGUGUGCAGCUAGCGCUAUGAAGUCAGCGAUGUCUUUUUUUGUCUUCUGUUGAGCCGUAAGAAUCAACGCUGCUAUUAUGGUUUGCCGAUGUUUGAUCACAUAUGAUUAAACGCCACAAUAAUAUAAGGCUAUUAGGUAGCUUGUCUGUGGAAAAAACUGGCUUGGCGUAUAUUGCGAAGAGAGCGGACAUAUCUUCUCAAAAUAUUUUCAGCUGAACACCCAUUUGUCUACACUGGCCAGCAUCCAUAAGAUCUACCACACCCUACACAAGCUGAACCUGACUGAGGACAUUGGACAGGAAAGCCACAAAUCAGUGUGUUGUCACCGCGCCAUGCCUCCCAGGAAGAAAAGAAGACCAUCUUCUGGUGAGGACAUGUCUGCUAAGAAGAGUCGACAGGACAGUGUUUUCAGGAAACAGGAGUCCACCCAGAUCCGUGAGGAGGAGCUGUUCUCCAGCAAGAGGUGUCUAGAAUGGUUCUAUGAAUACGCAGGCUGUGAUGACGUUGUGGGCCCAGAGGGUAUGGAGAAGUUCUGCGAGGACAUCGGAGUGGAACCAGAGAAUGUGGUGAUGUUGGUUUUGGCAUGGAGGCUGGAUGCUCAGAGCAUGGGGUACUUCACCCUCCAGGAGUGGCUGAAAGGAAUGAGCUCACUGCAGUGUGACUCCACAGAGAGCCUAAGGAACUCUCUAGACCACCUGAGGUCUGUGUUGAACGACACCACCAGCUUUAAGCUCAUCUACAGAUACGCCUUCGACUUUGCACGGGAAAAAGAUCAGAGAAGUUUGGACUUGAACACAGCCAAGUGCAUGCUGGGACUUCUCCUGGGGAAGACGUGGCCCCUGUUCCCUGUGUUUAAUCAGUUUCUAGAGCAAUCAAAGUACAAAGUCAUCAACAAAGACCAAUGGUGCAAUGUGCUGGAGUUUAGCAGAACAAUCAACUUGGACCUCAGUAACUAUGACGAAGACGGUGCCUGGCCUGUGAUGCUGGAUGAGUUUGUGGAGUGGUACAAGGAGCGACAGAUCUCAUAGCUGCAGUGCAGAGCCAACCAUCCAAGACUUAAGACAAAAGGUGAUAGUGACAACGACGACUAUGGAGAAAAAAAACGAAAAACCAUAAACAACAACAACCAAUGAGUAAAACAAUACAAACUUUGUCAAAGGUGUAUAUGUGAGCACUGUUGUGGGCUGGGGGGGAUUGGGAGAUUGGGGUGGUCUCCGAGCAAUGAGUACGGAACGGGUAUUGUUUUUUUAAGGGGACGGGGAAUGGGUUGAAUCAGAGUGUUAAAUCUGGGGGGUUUUGACCCCCCCUUCCCCCGUGGGGAUCAAGGCUGUGAUUUGUGAAAUAAUGAUCCUCGCCACCAGUGUUGCAUUGUGGGUGAAGGCAUGGCUAAGAACCCCCAGCGGCAUUGGUCGCCCUCACUGUGACAUCAUAGUUGCAUCUGUGUAUGUGCGUGGAGAACAGGGUGUUUGGAAUGGUGAUGAUGUAGGCAGAGAGGAUGAUAGGUCUCCUCGAUGGGAAACUAACGGAAGCACCGUUCACGUUGUCUUAAAUAGGGGCUCUUUGAACUUUGCCUCAUUAGAAUAUUCUGCAUUAAAUCCUGUGCUUGUUUUUUUUAUUUUUUUUGCCAAUUUCGAUUGUGUCUCUGAGGUGGAAAUUGACUAUUUCCAACAAGCACAUGGCGUCAAAGAAGUUAAUAUUUUACGAUCAUUUUGUGCCAGUAGUUAUUGAGCCCAGGCUCUGGUUUGCUUAUGACUUUCUAAUGACUCAGCGCAGGCAAACCAGACCACUCCCCCUCACCACCACACCGACCCCUCCACCCUCACUAAAUCAGUCAUCAAUGCUGCUUAUUAACUUAGAUUAAUGCACAGCGGUCAGCCACUGAGACGUGGAACGCUAGCUAUCGGUUCUUUGGCCAUGUUGUUAAUGUAUCCAUGCUGUGUUGGAUAGGAGUCUUUGUGCCUCAAUACACUUAACUGUCUCUCUCACUCACACACACACACACACACAAACACACACACACACACACACACACACACACAGGUCAGGGAUUGCUUCAGGACGACCAUGGACUGUUGGGGCCCGUGUACGUUUUUGGGACGAAGUGAAUAUGGACGUCCAUUACGUCUUCCUAGGUGACAUCUGGUCGUCCUCCUGGGCCCACGAAGCUUCAGGUCCGAUAUUAACUUGUAGCGUGGCCGACACGGACAGUGUUAGUAGAUCCACAGCGGAGGGCUCCAGAACCCUCCCAGGACGCCUUGGAGGUGGGUUUGGGUUCUCUUGCGUAGGAAAGGUAAGGUAGGUCUGUUGGAUCAUUGCUUUGUAUUAUAUCACAGCGGUCCUAAUCUCAAACCCGAGGUUGACAACGAUUCAGGGGGGGAGGGGGGGCAAAUGUAUGGAGGCUACGCUGUUAUUUUUGCCUAGUAUAACGUUCUCGUAUAAAUUCUAGUCUUUGGCUGUGGUGUAACGCGUUGUCACAGGUUUUGAUAUUUGCAUGCACGCUCUUGUCAGCCUUCUGUGAAUGGAUGAGGUCCCCUUUUUGUAAGAAAACGUUUUGUACAGGAAUUAGUGAGAACUUUUUGUGCUUUUAAUUUGGUAUUCAAGAGUCCGAAGACUUUCUCUGAGACCCCUGAUAUGGUGUCCGUUAAGACCCGGAACGGACCUUUUAUCCUCAGUGGAACUGUAGUUCCCUCCUUCAUUCGGCCCCCUGUGGCAUAUCAGUGCACAUUCUGUAGAGGUCUAUGACGCAACCUCCAGUUUACAGCGUCACUUUUUACCCAAUGGGAGGUUACAAGCUGCAUUGGAAUGUUGAACUUCAUUGGUACCUUUCAUAAAUGGACAUAAAGAUUUGUCAGCGUUGAAGGUACAAAAAAAAAA
Molecule: messenger RNA, 2901 nt
Organism: Gadus morhua (Atlantic cod)
Lineage: Eukaryota; Metazoa; Chordata; Actinopteri; Gadiformes; Gadidae
Gene: dcun1d4
Product: DCN1, defective in cullin neddylation 1, domain containing 4 (S. cerevisiae)
Exons: 11
Coding region: 360-1055 (231 amino acids)
Biological process (GO): protein neddylation
Cellular component (GO): ubiquitin ligase complex
Molecular function (GO): ubiquitin-like protein binding; cullin family protein binding; ubiquitin conjugating enzyme binding
Source: RefSeq, a predicted model, not a curated record